AUGGCUGCGGAACUCAGCUCAACAAAGCUUAAUGCUGAGAGUCACCUUCUCUUAGACCAACCACUCCUUCGUCUUCCUCAUGAGCUGGCACGACGGAAUUUCAAGACGGUACAGCGGGUUGUCGAGCGCGAGAAGGAAUACAUCCUACCAGAGCUUAAAAAGGUAGCCAAUGGCUCCCUCACUGGAACCCAAACUACGGAGCAGACUCUCGCAUCUCUUGAUGCCAUGAUUCGCCGCAUGCAAGGCUUGAAAAGGAAGAUGGAGAGUCUACAGGAAGAGGAGAAAAAGAUCCAGAGUCAGUCGAGGAAGCGUAUUCAGCAUCUACAGGAUCUUUAUAAGAUACAGAGUUUGUCGGAUGUGAAAUACGACGAAUGGUCGAGAACACGGCUAAAUCGAUUGCUGGUGGACCAUAUGCUCCGUUCUGGUUUCUCGGAAAGUGCGAAGCAGCUGGCACAAGAGAAAGGGAUCGAGGAUCUUGUGGACAUCGAUACCUUUGUUCAGUGUCAGCGGAUCGCGGAGAGCCUGCGUCGUGGGGAGGCAAAAGAGGCGCUGCAAUGGUGCGGGGAAAACAAAGCAGCUUUAAAGAAGAGCCAGCAUAAUUUGGAGUUCGAACUACGACUACAACAGUACAUCGAGAUGGUCAGGACGGGCCAGAGAGAGAAGUUGCUUGAAGCAAUGCAACAUGCAAAGAAAUAUCUAUCGCCCCAUAUGGAAACCCAGGCUCAGGAAAUCCACCGAGCUGCGGGUCUACUGGCUUUCUCCAAGGACACGGAUGUAGAGCCUUACAAAUCCAUGUAUUCACCAGAACGCUGGAAUUAUCUGUCUGAUCUUUUUGUUCGCACCCAUCAUGAACUUCUAUCCCUACCGCCCCGCCCUCUUUUGCACAUUGCCCUUUCCGCCGGCCUGUCUGCCCUCAAGACACCUUCCUGCCACUCGGCUUAUGCUUCCUCGAGCUCGAAUUCAAUGUCAGCGACCACCUCGGUUUGCCCGAUCUGCUCCACCGAGCUAAAUGAGCUGGCCCGUAGCGUGCCGUACGCUCACCACACGAAGAGUUCGGUGGAGAGUGAUCCAAUGAUUCUGCCAAACGGGAGAAUCUAUGGACGGGAGCGGCUAUUAGAAAUGAGCAGGAAGGCUGGAUUGGAAGAAGGCAAGGUAAAAGAUCCAACAACGGGCGAAGUGUUUGACGAGCGGGAGAUAAAGAAGGUCUAUAUCAUGUAG
This is a messenger RNA of Rasamsonia emersonii CBS 393.64, 1218 nucleotides long. RefSeq lists its product as uncharacterized. The record is from RefSeq and is a predicted model, not a curated record. Gene Ontology annotation, cellular component: nucleus; GID complex; cytoplasm. Gene Ontology annotation, molecular function: ubiquitin protein ligase activity; protein binding. Lineage: Eukaryota; Fungi; Ascomycota; Eurotiomycetes; Eurotiales; Trichocomaceae. The transcript is spliced from 4 exons. Bases 1 to 1218 code for a protein of 405 amino acids. Gene Ontology annotation, biological process: proteasome-mediated ubiquitin-dependent protein catabolic process.